UAUACAUUAAAAUUGUGCAUUAGAAAAACCUAACACCUGUGUAGAAUAGAAUGAGUGAGACGCGUGAACAGAUACUUGAAGAAAUUAAAAAUCAGGGCGAUUUAGUUCGUAAACUUAAAGCGGCCAAGGAAACCAAAGAAAGGCUAAACAGCAAAAUUCAAAACUAUUCCAAAACAACAAAUCCUUUACCUACCCCAACAACUGUGUAAAUUAACAAUUAAUAGACAAAAACAACAACAACAAUAACAGUAAAGUGAAGACAGCAUGCCGGAAUAUUUAAAUGCCAUGACCGGUCGUUUUAAGAAUGCCAAUGCCAGUGGUGGUGUUACAACGGUAACACCGCCGGCACCCUUCGAUGCGAGCACAAUGAUCUACGAGACCAUGCAACAAACACAACAAUACCAACCACAAUAUCCGCAACUAGAAUUACAACCGCAAAAUAUGGGCAAUGUCAUGCCGAAUGUGAAUACUUUCGAUUAUAUGGGUUAUGCGCCGGUAUCGGCACCGGUUCCCCCACCAGCGGCGGUGAAUGAGCAUGAAAUUGAGUUUCUCAAUUGUCGUCCCAGACGCUACAAACGCACCAAACGCACUUAUACGAAAAGAAAAAAUAAAACAACACCAACUAAACAGCAAAACAACGAGAAAUCGCAAGCAACAACUGGUGCAGCAGCCACAACAAAUACCAAAGCAAUGCAAAUGCCGUCGAUCGCGAAUUCGCCGAAUGUACAAAUGAGCUUUAAGAUGAUGACUAUGGACAUCACCAAAACGGAACCCAACAUGGGUCCAAACAAUCCACAGAGCGCGCAAAAUCCCAACAACGGCAAUGGCAAUCCCAAUAUUGGUAAUCCGAAUGGCAACAACAAUGGCCUCACCACCGUUAGCGCUGUCGGCAAUGCGAAUAGCAAUGCCAACAACAAUAACAACGGCAAUGGCAGUCAGUUGUGCGCCGGUUGUGGCAAACAUAUACAGGACCGUUAUUUGUUGCGCGCCCUGGAUAUGCUGUGGCAUGAGGAUUGCCUCAAAUGUGGUUGUUGUGAUUGCCGUCUCGGUGAGGUGGGCUCUACGCUCUACACCAAAGGCAAUCUGAUGUUGUGUAAACGCGAUUACUUGAGAUUAUUUGGCAACACUGGCUAUUGUGCAGCCUGCAGUAAAGUCAUUCCGGCCUUCGAGAUGGUCAUGCGAGCGCGCACAAAUGUCUAUCACUUGGAAUGUUUCGCUUGUCAGCAAUGUAAUCACAGAUUCUGUGUUGGCGAUCGUUUCUACCUGUGCGAGAAUAAGAUUCUCUGCGAAUAUGACUAUGAGGAACGGCUCGUCUUCGCCUCAAUGGCCAAUCAUCCGAUGUUGAAGCGACAUGCCAGCGCCAUUGGACAGGGCUCACCGACCGGUGCGGGUGGCUUGAUGGGCGGCGGUAGUCCCGGUGGGCCGGGCAGUGUGGUGCAGAACGGACCGCGUACACCGGGUGAUCACAACAACAACAACGGUCCACAAACCGGCCCAGGCGGUUCACCGUUCGGCGUGCAGGCGGCCGCAGCAGCGCAUAUGAAGAACUCGCUGGGCGCGUCUAGCUAAAAUAAAGCUUUGGCCAUGAUUGCCGGCGGUGGCAGUGGCGGCGGCAGCAGCGUCGGCAUCGGUGCCAACGUCGGAGCCACCAGCGUCAGUGGGUGCUAUUAUAACAAUGGUUUGAAUGGUGUUGGUGGCGGUGGUGGCAGCAGCGGUAGCGGAGGACCCGGUGUUGGUAUCGGCGGUCUCGGUGGCCCUGGCGGCGUUGGUGUGGACGGCGGCUGUAAAAGCUACCAAAGAAAAUACUACGACAUAAAUUGACUGAAUGGUGUGGGUGGACGGGCGGGCGGUUGUGUCAAAAGCAGCAGAAAUCAGUGAAGUUGUGAAGCGACAUAGCUAAAAAGUAUAAUUUAAUGCCACAUACAUACGAGUACACAUGUAAGUGGUGUGUGUGUAUGUGCUGACUAUGCGUGGUUGUUGAGACAUGUGUGUGUGUGUGUGUUUGUAAUUUUAUUGACUCAGUUAUUAUUUAACGCGCACACUUUCCUUUUAACCGUUAUGUAGCAUGAAGUGGAAAGUGUGCUUAGCAAAGAAUUUAGUUUUUAAGUUAAAUACUUAGCAGGACAAUAUUUAAUUUUAAUUUAAAAUAUAAUUUAGCUAUUAUUGUUAGUUUUAAUAUUGCAUAUGUAUUACAUUAAUAUAAUUUGAAAAAGAAACAGCAGCAAAAUGGAAAAUAUUCGGUGUGCUUUAACAUGGAGUUUGCAAAAAUAUUUGUUAGUGCAAUGUGAGAUUGGAGAUUUUGAGAAACCAGAAAGUGUUAAAGAAAUUUCUUUUGGACAAAAUUGUUUGAUGAAUAAGAGAAAAGUGUGCCAAAAAUAUUUUAAAAUAAAUUAAAAUUUUAAAAUUAAUUAUUUUUUUAGUUUAUAUCAUUAAAAAAAAACUUUUUUGAGUAUCGUUUUAGAAUUCAACUUCUAUAUUUUGGUUUACAUUUUUUUUUUUAAUUUUUCUAUUUUUUAUUUUCUGAUUUUUUAAUUUAUUUGAAUUUUAAAUUAUUUUUAUUUUUUAUUGUCCUAGUAUUUUUGUUAUUCUUGCAAAAAAUUCACAAUAAAAUAUUUAGCUCAUUCAAUAUUGUUAGACAAAUGUUGCACAUGAUUUUCCUACACAACAUUAUUGUAUAAAACAUAUGUAUGCCUUUUAUUAUACUAGGUUCACUGAAACAUUUUUAAUAAUAUAAGCAACAAAGUUUCGCAACAUUUUUGUGUUAUGAAAUAAUUCAGUGAUUCUAUUUCUGAAUUUUUAAUUAUUUUUUCCAGUAACAAUGUUGCACAACAUUUUCAUUAAUAGUAGCAACAAUGUUUCGCAAUAUUUCAGCAAUUUUAUUUUUGGCAACAGUACUACAAAUAUUUUGCUCAGCUACAAUGUUGCACAACAUUUUCGAUAAUAUAAACAGUAAUGUUUCGUAACAUUUUAGUUUCUGCAAAAAGUUAGUAAUUUUAUUUCUGGCAACAGCACUUUAAACAUUUGUUUCCAGUAACAAUGCUGGGCAACAUUUUCGAUAGUAAAUAUAAGCAGCAAUGUUUAACAAAAUUUUUUGUUCUUCAAUAAUUCAGUAAUUUCAUUUAUAGCAACAGCAAUUUAAAUAUUUGUUCCCAGCAACAAUGCUGCGCAACAUUUUCAAUAAUACGAGCAAAAUAAGUCGCAACAUUUUCGUUCUGCUACCAUUCAGUAAAUUUAUUUCUGGCAACAGCAUUUUAAAUAUAUUUUCCAGCAACAGUGUUGCGCAACAUUGCCAAUAAUACUAGCAACAAUGUUUCGCAACAUUUUCGUUUUGCAACUAUUCAGUAAUAUUAUUUCUGGCAACAGCGCUAUAAAUAUUUUUUCCCAACAACAAUGUUGCACAACAUUAUCAACAAUAUAAGCAAUAAAGUUGCUCAACAUUUCGUGUUGCAAUAAUUAAGUAAUUUUAUUUCUAGCAACAGCACUAUACAUAUUCUUUCCAGCAACAAUGCUGUGCAAUAUUUUCGAUAAUAAAAGCAACGGAGUUUUGCAACAUUUUAGUAAUUUUAUUUCUGACAAAAACACUUUAAAUAUUUGGUAGCAGCAACAAUGAAGUAUAAAUUUUCGAUAAUAAAUAUAAGCAGCAAUGUUUCGCAACAUUAUCGCAUUUUGCAACAAAUUAGUUAUAUUAUUUCUGCAACAGCAAUUUAAUUAAUUUUUCCAGUAAUAAUGCUGCGCAGCAUUUUCAAUAAUACUAGCAAAAAAUAUUCGCAACAUUUUCGUUCUGCAACCAUUCAGUAAUUUUUUUUCUGGCAACAGCACUUUAAAUAUGUUUUCCAGCAACAAUGUUGCACAAUAUUUUCGAUAAUAUAAGCAACAAUUUUGCACGCUUUCCAAGAUAUAAGCAACGUUUUUAAGAAUAUAAACCACAAUGUUGCAUAACAUUUUCAAUAAUAUAAGCAACAAUGUUGCGCAACAUUUUCAUUAAUGUAAGCAACAAUGUUGCGCAACAUUUUCAAUAUAUCAACAACAAUUUUGCUAAACAUUUUUAUUAAGCAACAACAUUUUUUUGUUAUUUAACAAUUCAGUAAUUUUAUUUCUGGCAAAACUUUUUCCUAGCAACAUGUUGCUUAUGCAAGCUCGAACUACUUUUAUAAGAAAUUAAAAAAAAAAAAUAAACUAGAAGAUUUUUUGAUCGUGGACUCAUCGAUAUUUAGUUAAUUUAAACUUAAAGCGUUUUAUUAAAAAAAAAAAUUAUUAAUUUCCAUCGGCAACUCCAAUUUCACUAUAUCACUUAUCAGAUUUCUAGAAAUCGUUCAGUUUGUUACUAAGUUAAUAAAAAAUAUCCAAUCUAAUCUCACAACUGCAUAUGUAUAUGAAAAUGCAAACAAAAUGUUGUUUUUUAGUCAUCCCCACCGAACUGUAUCGACUCAAGCUUAGUUGAUUUACAAUUAAAUUUGUAAAUUUAUUUAUACAAAAAAUAAUAAUAUUCAAUAACUAAUUUAAGUUAAAUUAUAUUGUUUAAAGGCUAAGUGAGCUGUUUUCUAUUAUUAAGUAUUACAAGAAAAUGAAAAAAAAAACAAAAAAUAUUUAAAAAUUCAACUGUAUAUAAAACAUAAAUUAAGCACGGCUGGUAUGAGACCAUAUGAUUUAUUAACUAUUAUAUAAACAAUUAUAUAAAUAACACUGAAAUUUUGCUAUAAAAAAAAAACUUUCACGCCUACUUUUGCAUUGUGUACGAAUGUUAUGUGAAGCGAGGAAUUGCAAAUGAAUUGUUGAUUAUUUUUUAAGUUUAGUUUAGUGUGAGGCUAAAUAAAUUGUAUGCGAGCAUAGUUUGAGAACAAAACAAAAAAAAAACAAACAACAACAAUUACACAAUACAAAACAUUCAUACAUAAAGAUGAAUGAAAACGAACUGUCAUGUGUGCGAAUAUUAAUAUGGAAGAAGAAACAACUAUUUUUAAAUAUUUAUGCUAUAAGUGUGUGUAUAAUUUAUGAAAAAUAUAAAAUUAUAAUAUUAAUUAUAAAUGAGUAUGAGCGAAAGUUAUGUGACAGUAGCGAAGAGCAAAACUACAAUACAUACAUACAUACAUAUUACAGUUCUUUGUUGUAUUUUUCAAAAUAUAAUUAAUUAAUUACUUCAUAAUAUAUAUGCCGUAUGAAUAACUGUAAAGAAAUUUUAAACAUAAAAAACUAGCAAUAUAUGCGAAUAAUAACAGGAAUUGUAAAGAAAGAACAAGAAAUCUCAAUAUAUUGUAGGCGCAGAUUUAUUUGUGUGGGUGUGCUACGGAACAGCCGAAGAGUGGACUAUAUACUUUUCAGAUUAUGAAAAAAAUAAAAAAAAUUACAAAACAGUUAUAGCUUAAAAUAAACCAACAAAAAUCAAAUAG
This is a messenger RNA of Zeugodacus cucurbitae (melon fly), 5387 nucleotides long. It is a transcript of the gene Bx, whose product is annotated as paxillin homolog 1. NCBI's taxonomy places the organism in Eukaryota, Metazoa, Arthropoda, Insecta, Diptera, Tephritidae. The coding region runs from base 265 to 1569 and encodes 434 amino acids. Gene Ontology annotation, biological process: positive regulation of transcription by RNA polymerase II. Gene Ontology annotation, cellular component: nucleus. The record is from RefSeq and is a predicted model, not a curated record. Gene Ontology annotation, molecular function: transcription coactivator activity; DNA-binding transcription factor binding. The transcript is spliced from 5 exons.